AUGAGUCUUUAUUUUGCCUAUAAUUAUUCUAAAAGAAUAGCUCUUUCAACAACUUUCUUAAAUAAAGAAAUUACUAUAAUUUUAAAUAAAAUUAAAGAAAAGCUCAAAUAUGAAAAAAAUUUAACAUUAGUGGUUGAUGGAUGGUGUGAUGAGUCUAGAGUUCCGAACAGGUUGACCAAAUUCAGUAUAAGUGAUGGUAUUAUAAUUCACUUUUUAUAUUGA
Molecule: messenger RNA, 222 nt
Organism: Rhizophagus irregularis DAOM 181602=DAOM 197198
Lineage: Eukaryota; Fungi; Glomeromycota; Glomeromycetes; Glomerales; Glomeraceae
Source: RefSeq, a predicted model, not a curated record